Mercenaria mercenaria is the source of this 3519-nucleotide messenger RNA. RefSeq lists its product as uncharacterized. Lineage: Eukaryota; Metazoa; Mollusca; Bivalvia; Venerida; Veneridae. Bases 29 to 1723 code for a protein of 564 amino acids. Gene Ontology annotation, molecular function: ubiquitin-protein transferase activity. Gene Ontology annotation, cellular component: chromatin; nucleoplasm. The record is from RefSeq and is a predicted model, not a curated record. The transcript is spliced from 2 exons. Gene Ontology annotation, biological process: positive regulation of DNA-templated transcription.
AGAGGAAGUAAGUUUUUAUCUGGACAAAAUGGCGUCAGGUGGGUGUGAAGAUACUUCGGAUGAAGUAUUCAACUUUAAAUGUACACCUUGUGCCAAGAAAAAUGAAAACAGAGAAGCGGUAAAAUACUGUGUGGAAUGCCAAGGAUAUUGUUGCAGGUCAUGUGCAGAUAUUCAUAAAGUAUUUCCUACGUUAGAAGGACAUCAGUUUCUGGAUAAAUCGGAUUUCAAGUCGACAGAUAUAACAUCGGAUCUCCCGGAAAUACCAACAGUAAGAUGCCAUAUCCAUAAAGUAAAGGUUAUGGAUAUGUACUGUGGAAACCAUGACCUGGUCGGGUGUACGAGUUGUAUGGCUCUGACGCACAGGGCAUGUACAGAUGUACAAUUGAUACCGGAUGUCAUUAACGCUAUUUUUAAAAAGGCAGACGUAGAUAAAACAUCAGUAUUGCUACAAGACAAGAUAAAGCAGUUUGAGAAGAUUAUAGAUACACGUGUGGCACAUCUCAAAGAGUUGAAGGAUUCGAAGAUAGAAGCAACAUCUGCAAUGGAACAGUUUAAGAAAGAAUUGGAACAUAUGCUUCAAAGUCUUUUUAAAGAAUCUAUGAAUGAAGUGGAAGAAGAAUAUUGCAAAAGAGAGAGUAUGUUAAAUGAGGAGAAGAAGAAAGCCGAGACUGAAGUGGAAAAUAUAAAGCAAGCUGAUGAUACUAUGAGGCGAUCUGACGCAAAUAAAGCCCAACAAUUUGUCAGUAUGAAAGUCGCUCAAGAGAAAGUGGCCAAUGCUGCUGACGUUAUUAGCUCUAUGGAGACACUCUCUGAUAUAAAGCUAAAAUUUAAUGAGGACGAAAAUGUACGCGAUUCACUGCGUCGAUUAAAUACAUUAGGGACAGUGAAUUAUGCUUCACCUCUCAAACCUCGGUCGAGUGCCUAUUCAAUUAAAGGAACCAGCAACUUAAAUGUCAGGAUAACUGAUGAUAAAACUACAUGUAACAUAAUUAGUUCCUGUUUAACAGAAAAUGGACUGCUACUGAUGGCUGAUAAUAGCAAUAAGAAGCUGAAACGAGUGGAUACUGCUAAAAUGUCAGUUGUGGACCAGUGCGACAUUCCUGGCUCUCCUGUCUGUGUAUGCGGUACACGUAAACACGAAGCAGCAGUGUGUUUAACCAACUGUACUAUUCAGUUUGUCUCUCUAGCUGACAAAUUGACACUUACCUGUCAAUUAAGACUAGGACGUAAGGCUUACGGAAUUGCGUAUAAAGCGGAUAUUUUGUACGUUACAAACAAUGGAUUUGUUCUCUACAUGUAUGAUAUGAAAGGUAACAAGUUGAAGGAAAUAACAACAGACACUUCCGGAAAGCUCAGAAAGCUCAUUUUCCAAAUCAGCAAACAAAUUAUUUUCAAUGACAGCGAGAACAAACUACUAAUCGUUGACUGGAGCGACAGAGUCAUAACUCUAGACACUGAAGGAAGAUAUAUCAACUCAAUGAGUGAUUCUAACAUUACUUGUGCUCAUGGUGUGUGUACGGAUGGAAGAGGAAACGUGUUUGUAUGUGGAUAUCAAUCCCAUAAUGUUAUACAGAUGAGGGAAAAUGGGAAUACGUUAGGGGCUAUCUUGACAUCAUCAAAUGGAAUUUACUACCCAUGGUCAGUUUGUUUUGAUCAUAGGCGAUGCAUCCUAUACGUAGGCCAACAAUUUAGUGAUGAAGUGAAAGUCUUUAAAUUGCAAUGAAGCUAUAUAAAAACAUCAUCAUUAGGACAGUACAAUAAUGGAAUCUUAUCUACGCCAGCACAGAAUGUUCACCUACUUUGAUGUCUUCAGGUAACUCCUCACUUCACAAUCUUCACAAGAUAUGACACUGUUUAUAGUUUAAAUAUUUUAACACACGAGACACUGUGUGUCACAACGAUGUUUCAUUGAGCUUCUUCUGUUCUUUGAAGAGACCAGCUCAGUAUAUGAAAGAAAAAGAGGAAUAGUUCUUUACAUAUGAGUUAACACAAUGAACUCAACAGAGCAAAAUGUUUUCAUGACAUAGCAUCAAUAUUUACUGCUUACUGACUUUUCAAACGUAAUAUUAGCUGAUAUAGUUCAACAGAAAGUUUUGAUUUGCAUGGAGGACGACUUAUCACGAGGCUGUUAUUUUUGAAACUUUUAACAAUUACGGAUGACAUUUGAAUGUUUUUAGAGGACUGGUGAAAAGCACGAUUGCAUCUUUGUGGUCUCUGAUCAUUUUUGCAACGAUUUUAUGUUUUCGAAGGAGGUCUUAUGUCACAUGUGUUAUAUUUAUAACUAUUCUGUCUCCUACUAACAUUGUAUCGGAAAACUGAGGGACCACCGUGGGCGCGAUGUUAAGAUGAUUUCUAAUCACUCCCCACUCCUUACAACUGUUUGUUGGGUCGUCAUGUGCCUUGAAUGAUAACUGGAGAGGUCGUCGAUAUCUUCCUCCACCACUGAAGCUGGCAAGGAACCAUUUGAUCAGAACUAUGUGAUUGUGACUUAGAAUCGAGCCAACUAAACAUACAAUUUAACUGAGUAUUCGGUGUUGGUCAAUGCCCUUGACGGUAGACGCUUGCAGUCUUAUGCUAUCCAUGAAUGUUUCAAAAUGUAUUUUCACAGCAGUUAAAAGUCCAGUUACAAAAUAUUUAUCACGUUUUACACCUUUCACUCUCCGCAGUUCCAAAGCUUUUAUUUAGUGAUUAAAGACCCACCACAGAAAGUAAAACUUGUAUACAGAUCUACUGUCAUGUGUGUGUUAUAUAUUUGUAUGUAUUCUACCGCUUGUUGAUAUUGUUUUCAUUCAUACUUAUCGCAAAAAUGUCCAUGAUAUGUUUAAUGCACUGAGGAGCCAUCAUGCUCAACGGUUGAGAUGGCCUCACAUCCGUUUGUCUGAGCCCUGCAUAGGCCACACUGUCUUUAAUAAUACUUUGAGAAGUAUUUACAAAUGAUGAUAAUUACACAUGAUUAAUAUUGAAAGAUUGGAAAAUAGAGGUACGUACUUUGUUUUUACAGUUGAAAAAUUACAAGUGACAUUUUGGAGGCAAAGAUUCGGGUGUUAACUGUACACACAGAAGUAAGUAGUUAAGUUUAGUCCACACUUCAUUUAAUAAACUGUUUUUAAAUCACACCGAAAGAAGUUUUACCUAAUUGAAAAAGUUGAAAAGCAGAUACUUCAAAGUUUUGAGAUAAAAUAACUCCUGAAGGGCCUUCAGUUGUUGUUGCUGCAUUAUCAUUUUAUUAUCAGAAUGAUUUUCAUGAAGUGGGUGAAAAGGUUGCUCAGUAGACGUCUUUACAGGUCUUUAUGAAAAUAUGGCAUUACUAGGAUAUAUAUACUUUGUGAAUGCAGAUCAAUAUUACAUAUCUAAAAUGAAAUACAAUUGUGUAUUUUUUUGUUUCUGAGGGUGUAUGUAAUCAGAUAACUAGUUUUUUUAAACGUAGCUCUAUCCUCUGUUAUCUAAAUACAUGUAUGUGUAAUACUAGUGUUCGUAGUUCAAUAAAUAGGUUGCAUACUAAUAAACACUAAAAAUUAA